GUCUGCGAAAAACGCGAAAAAGUCCCCCUUUCUCAGCAUUUUCACGGCAUUUUUGUGUAUUGUCGAGGGUACUUUUGUAGCUUUGUGCACGAUGGAUCGCAACAUGAGGCCACGAGACCACAGAGAGUCGCCCCUUGCUUCCUCGGGGAGGCUUCCGGAGCCGAUCCGGGAGACUCACCACGAUGAACUAAUCAAGUACAUUCAAGAGGCUUGGACAAAGGUCAGCGAACAGGGCUCUCCAGUCCUCUACAAAAGUGUACCUGAAUCUCGACUUGCAAACUUCACACCGUUUGACCUGGAGAGCUGGUGGGGCCGAAGGAUGGUGCAGAAUGUCCAGAAGACGUGCCCACACCAAUAGAGGCGGCACGCCGUCGUUCGGAGCGUGGGAAAACAGACGAUUUCUUUGGAUUGAUUAUUCCACUGCACUUCUGGAGAGCAGAACCGAGAUUAACUGUUCUAUCUUGGAUAUAAUUUUAGGGAGAAAUAUCUUAUUUGUAUUCCAUAGUGGUCUGUAAGUAGCAUAAAACAUGCUAUUCAGGAGAAUCACACGAAAGAGACGCUACAUUUCCACAAUCUCACAGAGUUCUUUUGAAAUUUUGCACUGAUACAUUUCAAUAUAGAUUUGUAUCAUCCCCUCUAAAUCCCUUUGAAUUCAAAGUAUUACUGUUAUGACUCUAAAUUAUAUUUUAUUUUAUAUUUGACCAUUUUUUCGAAGAUGAAAUAAAGAUAAUCGUUCAUUUGA
Phlebotomus argentipes is the source of this 742-nucleotide messenger RNA. Its product is annotated as MAPK regulated corepressor interacting protein 2. The coding region runs from base 92 to 358 and encodes 88 amino acids. The record is from RefSeq and is a predicted model, not a curated record. The transcript has 3 exons. NCBI's taxonomy places the organism in Eukaryota, Metazoa, Arthropoda, Insecta, Diptera, Psychodidae.